AUGGAGCAGGAUGAAGGCCUUGACAUGGCCCAAAUGAUGGGGUUCGCCGCCUUCGGCUCCCAGGACCGCCCGCAGAAGAAGCGCAAGUACAACCCAAACGCCGACUCCUUCGUCGAGCGUCAACCUCCCCAGGCCACCACGAGCUCCAACUCAAUCCCCCUGGGCCCGCCGCCCGUGACCAAGCCAUCCACCAACGCGGAUGAGAUUGAUCUCGAGGAUGACGAGGACAGCUCACCGGCUGUGAAAGAGACUGUGCCUGGCGGAGGAAGCAUUCCCAAACCAGGCAUGAACAGCUUACCCCGGCGCCCAGCCGUAGGUGUGGGCGAGGAUGGUGGUCCUUCCAACGGGGCUCGCUCGGGUCACGGAUCGCGGACACAUCACAACCGCGGCGCAGGUCAUGACAGCCACGGAGGCAAGCCGUGGUACGAUGGAUACUACGACAGCAUCUCCAAUGAAAACCCAUGGGAGAAGCUGGAAAAGGCCAUGGAUUUGCAACCCAUCGGCGGCGUUUGGAAAUGA
Molecule: messenger RNA, 519 nt
Organism: Clonostachys solani
Lineage: Eukaryota; Fungi; Ascomycota; Sordariomycetes; Hypocreales; Bionectriaceae
Source: the annotation of a GenBank genome assembly